Molecule: messenger RNA, 483 nt
Organism: Perkinsus marinus ATCC 50983
Lineage: Eukaryota; Perkinsozoa; Perkinsida; Perkinsidae
Exons: 3
Coding region: 1-483 (160 amino acids)
Molecular function (GO): protein binding
Source: RefSeq, a predicted model, not a curated record
AUGGCUGAUGGUUCUAAUGAUAAUGAUAAACAAGAGGAGUGUAGUGUGUUCUUGAAGAAGUUCCUCGGUGGUAGAAGUAAGACCAUGGUAUUGGCCCGUAAGGAAUGCCAUAUGCUAUUGGAAAAGUCCCUUAAUUGGGUAUUAUCGGAUAUCCUAAAACCUAUAGCCCUCACUAUACGUAAAACUAUGAAUCAGAAGAUAGCUGUUGAGAAGUAUACUAUACGAAAUGGUAGGUUAAUAUUGAUACAGUCUAUGUUGAGAUCUUAUCUUAUACGACGUACCGAGAUGCAGAGGAUACAGCUUAGACGGGGCCUUAUUACAGUAGCAUUACUACAAAGGAAGGUCUAUAUGUUCCUUGUAGCAAGGGCUGCUGCUAUGCAGUUACAGACUGCUGCUAGAAAUCUAUUGGGUAUGCUAAUAUAUGAGAGGAGAUAUUUCAAUGUAGAAGGGAGAAUAGGGAAAAGGAUAAAGCAGCACGAUUAA